This is a messenger RNA of Paramecium tetraurelia, 1878 nucleotides long. RefSeq lists its product as uncharacterized. The record is from RefSeq and is a predicted model, not a curated record. Lineage: Eukaryota; Ciliophora; Oligohymenophorea; Peniculida; Parameciidae. The transcript is spliced from 7 exons.
AUGAAUUAAACUCAAAAGUCAUUUGAUGUUUCUAAAGGCGGCGAGAAACUGUCAGAUAUUGAGUCGCUAAAAAGAAGAACAUAUAAAAAGAUCUUAAUGAUGUCUUCAAUGAACAAAAACAUUAUGAAAUACAUCUAGAAAGCUUUUCAAUUGGGUCCGAAAUAUUUGACUAUUGAAUGCCUUGUUGAAGAGGUUAAGACUACUCCACUCACUGAGUUGGACCGUUAUGGUGCUACUAUACUAGACAAAGAUAGAUUAAAAGAGCUUUAAGAAUUGUUAGGGAAAAUAAAAUAGAUGGUUGAUUAAGAUGUAAAAUAACUGAGUAGUGAUCAAUUAGUGUAAUUAAUCAAAUAUUUUGUUUUAUCUCCAGUUGAGAAAACGUAUAUUCAAAAAAUAGAAGCUGAAUUAGCAGAAACUAAAAAUUUGGAUGAAUAAAUCAAAGCAGCUUAAACUAGAUAAAAAGAACAAUAGGAUUUAAAAAUUGAGGAAUAUCGUUAAGAAAAAAAUGGAUAAUAAAUAAUUAAAUAAAACUUAUCAUCAUAACAGCAUCAGAUUUCAGUUCAUGAAAAUAAGUUAGAGAAAGCUAAUCAAAAGUUGAAUGAGAUUGUUGCUCAUAAUAAAUAAUUGAGAGAGAAAAUCAAUUAAUUGAGAAAAGAAAAGAAUAUGGUUGAGGAAAUAUCAAAAAAUUUAGAAAAAGAAUUAGAAGAUAAGAAGAAGAACGUAGAGGAAACCAUUAAAUCUGCAGGAUAAGCAUAUUAUUAUAGAAAUAAAGCAGAAGAAGAACUAACUAAAUUACAAAAGAAGGCAGAAGCAUAAAAAAAGGAAUUUGAACAAGAAUGUGAAUCUUUAAAUGAGAAAAUAUAACAUGACAAGAAAUUUAAAGCAUUUAUUUAAAGCAAAAAGAAGGAAUAAGAAUAUUUAGAUAAACUUGAAAAAUAAAUUGCAGAAAAUUAAGAAAUUAUUAGAUAAAAAUCAGCAUCUAAUGCUUAAAUUGAUAAAGAAUAUAUGUUGAGUGCUUCUAAAGAAUAAGAGAUUAAGGAUGCAUUUGAAAGGAUUAAAUAAGAAACAGGCAUUCAUGAUAAAAAAAAGGAAAGAGAAAGUAAAUAAUUAUUGACAGUCUUCAUCGAAUUGUAUUAAAACAAUCAAAUCAUGUCAUAAUUUGUCAAAGAAUUAUAAGAAACUGUUGAAGAACUAGAAAGAUAAAUUGAAGAAAAGAAAGAAGAAAUAUAGAUGUAUUCAACAAAAGGAGCUACAAAUGAUAAUUAAAGAAGGGAAUAAAAGAUGGCAUUGUCAAAUAAAAUUUAAUAAGAAGAGAAAAAGAAGGUUAUUCUAAAAGCACAAUAUGAAAAAUCUAUUGAAACAAUAAAUUUAAUUAAGAAAUAUUUGGAAGAAGUUUUCUAAGCCAUUGAUGUUGAUGAUGAAACAAUAAAAAAACUAAAAUCUGCGGCCAUUACAGAAGAAAAUAUGGUACAUUUCUUAGGAAUAUUGGAAUAAAAAGGAUUAGAUGCAAUAUAAGAAUAUGCGCGAUUGAUUGCAGAACAGUUGAAAUUAGAAAAAGGAGAAGUACAUGGAUUAUCAUCUUAAGUUGAUGAUCUUAACAAUAUCAUUGCUUAUGAAAAUGCUAAUAUUAUGAAUUAUUAUUCACAAGCUUCACAAUUUAGAUAAGAAUGUCCAGAUGAUGUGCUUUCAUUUAAUGAAGAAGAAAAUGAUAUGAAGUAAAGAUGGUUUUAAGAAGAAGAAUUUAAAAAGUAAGCAAUGGAGUCAAUCUCCAAAAGAUCUGGACCAAAAAAACCAAUUAAACCCAAGUUUAAGGAAAGAGAAUAAAAAUAAUGAGGUUAAUAAAAUACUCAAUAUAAUUUAUUGUAUAAAUAAACAUAA